Molecule: messenger RNA, 1497 nt
Organism: Triticum turgidum subsp. durum (durum wheat)
Lineage: Eukaryota; Viridiplantae; Streptophyta; Magnoliopsida; Poales; Poaceae
Source: the annotation of a GenBank genome assembly
AUGGCCGCGGAGACAAUGCCACCCCAACCCCACGCCGUGUGCCUGCCGUACCCGGCGCAGGGCCACAUCGCCCCCAUGCUCAACGUCGCCAAGCUGCUUCACGCUCGCGGCUUCCACGUUACCUUCGUCAACUCCGAGUACAACCACGCCCGCCUCGUCCGGACGCGUGGCGCAGCCGCCAUGGCCGGCGCCGCGGGCUUCCGCUUCGCCACCAUCCCGGACGGCAUGCAGGCGCCGUCCAGCGGCGAAGAUGACGAUGUCACGCAGGACAUCCCGUCGCUAUGCAAGUCCACCACGGAGACCUGCCUCGGGCCCUUCCGCCGCCUCCUCGCCGAGCUCAACGCGGCGAGGGACCGCCCUCCCGUCACCUGCGUCGUCUCCGACCUCAUCAUGGGCUUCUCCAUGGACGCGGCCAAGGAGCUUGGCCUCCCCUACGUCCAGCUCUGGACGGCCAGCACCAUCAGCUACCUCGGGUACCGACAUUACCGCCUCCUCAUUGACCGCGGCAUCGCCCCACUUAAAGAUAUGAAACAGUUGACGGAUGGAUACCUUGACAUGCCGGUGGAAGACGUCCCGGGCCUGAGGAGCAUGAGGCUCAGGGACUUCCCGACCUUCAUACGCAGCACGGACCCAGAUGAGUUCAUGGUGCGUUACGCCAUCAAGGAGACAGAGCGCGCAGCCGGCGCAACGGCCGUGAUCCUCAACAGCUUCGGCGAUCUAGAGGGCGAGGCGGUGGAGGCCAUGGAACCGCUUCUCGGUGACGGCAACGGCAAGCCCAAGGUGUACACGGUCGGCCCGCUGAGUCUGCUCGCGCCGCGCUCCACGAGCAGUACCAUCAGUAGCCUCAGCCUGUGGAAGGAGCAGGAGGAGUGCCUCCAGUGGCUCCAAGGCAAGGAGCCCGCCUCCGUCGUGUACGUCAACUUCGGGAGCAUCGUCGUCAUGACCAGCGAGCAGCUGGUGGAGUUCGCGUGGGGGCUAGCCAACAGCGGCCAGCACUUCGUAUGGGUCAUUCGCCCCGACCUCGUGAGGGGCGACUCCGCGGUGCUUCCCCCGGAGUUCCUGACGGAGACGGCGGGGCGCAGGCUCAUGGCCUCCUGGUGCCCGCAGCAGGAGGUGCUGAACCAUCCGGCGGUGGGCGCGUUCCUGACGCACAGUGGCUGGAACUCGACACUGGAGAGCAUGUGCGGCGGCGUGCCCGUCAUCAGUUGGCCCUUCUUCGGCGACCAACAGACCAACUGCAGGUACCAGUGCAAAGAGUGGGGCGUCGGCAUGGAGAUCGACAACAACGUCCAGCGCGAUGCCGUCACGGGCCUCAUCGCGGAGCUCAUGGACGGGGAGAAGGGCAAGCAGAUGAGGAAGAGGGCGAUGGAGUGGCAGGAGAAGGCCAUCAUGGCGGCCAAGCCCGGCGGUUCGUCCCACCGCAAUUUCGACGAGUUGGUCCGGGAUGUACUCCUGCCCAAGAACGGCGACGACGCACACGGUGUCGCGCGGGAUUAA